Fusarium falciforme is the source of this 1683-nucleotide messenger RNA. RefSeq lists its product as hypothetical. Gene Ontology annotation, molecular function: protein binding. The record is from RefSeq and is a predicted model, not a curated record. NCBI's taxonomy places the organism in Eukaryota, Fungi, Ascomycota, Sordariomycetes, Hypocreales, Nectriaceae. The transcript is spliced from 4 exons. The coding region runs from base 1 to 1683 and encodes 560 amino acids.
AUGCCCGUCUUUUUGCUGGACCUCCCCAACGAGGUGCUGGACAGCGUCGCGGCGCUCCUCCCUAGGAGGGACAUCAAAACGUUGCGAUCGACUUGUCGAAGGCUGUCGCUUGUUGCUUCCCACUAUCUAUAUUCGACACUCUAUCUCAGCUGCCACGAUUAUGACCUGUAUGUGUUUGAGCUCGUUGCCGCGAACCCUCAGCUCAUCGGCAGGGUGAAAGAGUUAAUUGUCGACGACACAACCGUGUCCACCGCCCUCCUUGAUCGCAGGAUCUUCCGCCAUAUGGCAAGCCAUGCCAGUCUUUGGCCGUUGAGAAAGGUUGCAUACUUCCCCGAUGACGACGAUGAGUCAUGGGAUGCGGAUGGUCGAAUCUGGCCUUCUACCCCCGACGACGAACUCCAUGCUCUCUUGGUUCAGGUUUACCAACACCACCACAGCAACCGCCUGUCUCGAAGUGACAUCUCAACUCUUCGCGAAGCGCUCCCAAGAAUGACCUCACUACGCACCCUAGUCCUCACAAAUCGCACGGCAGACGACACCCCUGCAGAAGGGGCUCAGAGCAGAUGGAAUUCAAGUCCAGUCGUAAAAAUCUGGAGACAAGUCGGCCAGAGCCGGCGGGAACGCCCACCGUUCGCGCCGAGAGUCGACUGGUGGCACCCAAUUGAGGAUGGCGAAUUUGACUCGGAUCAAGUUUUCGGAUUGGACUGGUUGAGAGACGGGUUUGAAGAGCACAUACUUCUCAAUGGAGCACCCUACGCGCCCAAUUACCCACGUGUCGAGGAACUGGACUCCGACGAUGAGGUCCAAGCUGACGAAGAGGUCGCGCGGUCGGAUGACGGUACCGACGCCCAGGAGCUGGCACCUACUCCCCAUAUCCCAGACAGCCAUUUCACUCCCCAGCCGCAGACGAUGAUUCCCGCAGGAGCCCGAACAUUGCGCCGUGAGAGCCGGGGGCUACAAAUCGUCCUCGAUGUGCUGAACAACCCCAUCGCCCAGUCUCGUAUCGUCGAAUUCAGAAUCGACAGUUCUCUUGAUACAGUUUCGAACGUACAGCAGCCCGGCCUAGGCAUUCGUCUCUUCGACUUCUGGCCUCCGCCAUUUGCCGUCAGGCUCGCGACCGGCUUUUCUGGAACGUUCCUUACCAAAUGCCAUCUGGUUCUUUCCAAUGGCCGAAAUCAUACAGACGGCCAACAAGUAAUAGAGCAGGGACAAGUUGGUUCGGUUCUAGCAGAGAUACCUCGACUGCAGGAGCUCAAAUUGGAAGCUCACAAUAUGGCUUUGAUCGGGGCCAUACCCGACGGCUUCACCUUCCACACCCUGCGUCGUGCCGAUUUCGCCUGCGGGUUAGUCUCCAGGCUGGAGAUAAGACAAUUUCUCAAGGCGCACGGAGAAACGCUGGAGGAGAUUCAUCUGAGUUACUGCAGCUUGGACGAUGAUGAUCCCAGCUGGGCGGACGUCGUAGCUGACAUCAUGCGACUCCAACGAAACGGCAAAACACAUCUUCAGACGGCCGUAAUCACUUCUGCCUACAGCUCCAUCCCCUUCUCCGGUUGCGGGUAUAACAGGACGAAGACGCGACCCCCUACUGGGGAGGAAGUAUAUUCCUGGACGAUGGGCGUACACGAAGAUGUUGUGCCCUGCCCCACGGCAGAUCUCGGGCAUGAAGCACUCCCAGAACCAUGA